GCAGGCGAGAGUAGGCACGACCGGGUGGGUGCGGGCUUGCUCGUGGGGGUGGCGGAGGUGGUAGGCGGCGGCGAGAUUGUGGGCUGAAGUUUUAGCAGUAAUUUAUUAACAGAGAAUAAAAAAAAGAGUUAUUGGGCGUGGGAGAGAUGACCGCCGAACUACAGUGUGAAAAUGAAGAAAGCGCGGAAAAGACGCAACAGUUCCUAAUUAACCAGCUGCGGGAAAUCACAGGAACACAAGACAUCCGAAUUUUGCAAAAAACACUGAAGGCCAGUAAUUGGGAUGUAAGUCAAGCCAUCAGCCUUCUUACUGCCCAGGAGCCAGAGACCGAGGUCACUGCAGUAGAACCAUCAGCCACAGAAGGAAGUGCAGUUGGUAGAGAUGUGGAGAAAAACAGCAAUGAUGUUACUCAUAACGAUAAUGAUGAUCUUCAGGCUGCCAUACAACUGAGUUUACAAGAGUCUUGCUGUGCUCAAGUGGAAGAAAGAGACUUAAACAGAGCUUUGGAAGCCAGUGUUGCUGAGAGCAAGGCUUGUGUAAAGCGGAAAAGGUGUGAAGCUUGGGGAGAUAAUUCUUUGAACCCUACUGAUUGGAUUAGGCAAAAUGACUGGCCAGUGGGGAUGAAGAAUGUUGGAAACACAUGCUGGUUCAGUGCUGUUAUACAGUCCCUGUUUCACUUGCCACAAUUCCGAAAACUGGUCUUGAAUUACAGUGUUCCUCAAAGCAUCUUGGAAAACUGCAAAAACCAGAGGGUGAAGAGAAACAUUGCUUUCAUGCAGGAGCUUCGGUGUCUCUUUGCCCUCAUGGUUGGUACUAAUCGAAAGUUUGUAGAUCCUUCUGCCGCUGUUGAGUUGCUGAAAGAUGCUUUUCGCACAACUGAAGCCCAGCAGGAUGUUAGUGAGUUCACCCACAAACUCCUAGACUGGCUAGAAGAUGCCUUCCAGUUGACAGCUGAUGGAAAUAACCCAGCCGGAAAACAGGAAAACCCAAUGGUCCAACUUUUUUACGGCACCUUCUUGGCAGAACGAAUACAUAAUGGUAAAACCCUGUCCAAUAUUGAACGUUUCGGACAGUAUCCUUUGCAGGUAAAUGGUUUUGACAGCUUACAUGAAUGCCUGGAAGGUGCCAUGGUUGAAGGAGAGAUUGAGGCCUUGCAUUCAGAUCAGACCAUCCAUUCCAGCCAAGAGCGCUGGUUUUCAAAAUUGCCUCCUGUUUUGACAUUUGAACUUUCACGUUUUGAGUUCAACCAGUCGCUUGGGCGACCAGAGAAGAUUCAUAAAAAACUGGAGUUUCCACAAGUCAUUUAUAUGGACAGGUAUCUUCAUAAAAACAUGGAACUGACACAUACCAAGAGAAAGGAAGUUAAGACGUUGAAAGAACAAAUGAUUUUUCUUCAAAAGAGAUUAGAAAGCUACCUAAGCUAUGGCUCAGGACCAACAAAGUAUCCAUUGGCUGACAUGUUGCAGUAUGUCUUGGAGUUUGCUUCCACACAGCCCACUAAUCUCCCACCCACUCAAAACAUCAGAAUUGCUGCCCCGCCACAGAAUGAAACCAUCACCUUAGCUACAGAAACACCGCUGGAGCUAACCAGCCUUGCAGAAACUGAAACCUUGACGUCACAAGUGGAUAAUCAGGUGACAUCUCCAGCAUGCCAGAGAAUACCAGGUUUCAAGCCUUUUACGCAUUGCAACACAACCACGGAUGCCCCUCCUUACCCAGCCCCUCAUAGUGUGACUGAGGAAGAGCUAAUCUUCAUCAAAAGCUGCUUGCAGCGCUGGCGAAGAGAGGUGGAACAGAACAUACAAGAGUUGAAAGACAAUAUUGAAACAAUCAAAAACACAUUAGAAAACAUAUAUUCAGAUGACCAGUUUUGCCAGGUCCCAUAUAGACUCCAUGCUAUCCUUGUUCAUGAGGGUCAAGCUUCAGCAGGACAUUACUGGGCAUAUAUUUUUGACCAUGAGGCCAAACGCUGGCUAAAAUAUAAUGACAUCUCUGUUACUGAGUCUUCUUGGGACGAACUAGAGAGAGACUCCUUUGGUGGAAUGAAGAAUGCUAGCGCAUAUUGCCUCAUGUACAUAGAUGAUAAUUUACCAAACCUCAUAGCAGAGGAGACAGAUGUUGAGACAGGGCAAGUGCUAAAAGGACUAGACUCCUUGCCUGCUGUUCUUCGGCGUUAUGUGUGGGAGGAUAACCAUUGGUUUCAGCAGGAAGUGGAAGAGUGGAAUGAAGAACAGUUUCGGAAAGUUCCACAGAAAGAACAUCCUGUGAGCAUGACAGCUGAAAGCCAGGAAACUACUCAGUCAGUAAACACCUCUGAAGAUCUGACUGUUCAACAAACCCAUCGGUCUUUGUCAGAAGAACAUGCUGGUAUUUCAAAGGAGCAGACUGCCCAGGCCAUUGCUAAUACUGCUGAGUGCUAUGAAAAAAAUGGUGUUGAAGCUGCACUUACAGAGCAGUCAGAAUCAGAAUCCAAGAACAGCUCUGGGGAGGCAGGAAUGACAUCUGACUCUCUAAGCGAGACAACAGAGAUUCAGGAGCAGUCAAGCAAAACAGAUGAAAGACCGGCUGAAAGCCAGGUCUCAGAGGUGGAGAUUCCAAAUGUGGGCAAGAUUCUAGUUCGCUCUGAUGGAGAUGGUUAUAAUGAGGAGAUGAUGCUAACUCCAGCUAUGCAAGGAGUCAUCUUGGCCAUAGCAAAAGCCAGACAGGUCUAUGACAAAGAUGGACCUGAAGCUGCACUCAUAAAGGCUUUUCAUGAAGAAUAUUCACGGCUAUACCUUCUGGCUCAGGAACACGCAACACCACAGAAUGACCCUCGGUUACAGCAUGUUUUAGUCUACCUCUUUCAGAACAAUGCACCCAAGCGUAUCAUAGAGAGAACGCUGUUAGAACAGUUUGCUGACAGAAAUCUUAGUUAUGAUGAAAGGUCUAUUAGCAUAAUGAAAGAGGCUCGUGCCAAACUACGUUUGAUUGGACCAGAAGACAUGGAUAUGGAUGAGUACAGGAAAUGGCAUGAAGACUACAGUCUUUUUCGUAAAGUAUUUGUGUAUCUUCUAACAGGACUUGAGCAAUACCAGAAUGGAAAAAUUUCAGAAGCUGUCACUUACCUAGUAUAUGCUUACCAGAACAACACAACAUUGCUGAUGAAUGGAAGUACUAGAGGAGUGGAGGAAAAACUGAUUGCACUUUAUAGGAGGAGAUGUUUGAAGGAGCUUAAUGAGAAUGCUGCCAGGCUCUUUGACUGUGGAGAGGAGACUGAUGUAGCAGAAUGCAUGAGAAUUAUGAAUGAUAUAGUGAUUCCUUGCAUGCACUUGAUGAUCACCAAUGACAUCUGUAAAGAAGAUCUAGAUGCUAUUGAGACUCUGAGGAACCGCUGGUGUUCUUAUCUCGGACAGGACAUAGAUGCUGCUCUACAAGAAAAAUUAGGAGAAUUUUUACCAAGACUAUUGGACUGUUCUGCUGAAAUCAUUGUACUUAAAGAACCUCCAAAGAUAAGGCCACAUUCAUCUCAUGAUCUUUGCAGUCGAUUUGCUGCAGUAAUGGAAUCAAUCCAUGGAGUAACACCAGUGACUGUGAAAUAAGACUUCACAAGCUCCAAACCCACAACUGUUGCUUAUCCAGGGGGUUCAGGUUAGAUGUUUGAAUGUCUCCAAAUGCAAGAACAAAAUAUUUUAAGGCAGUUAUUCAAUAUUCACUGAUUCACAGUUGUGCCUUACAUUGCAAUUUUCCCCUUGGGUUUUGAGGUCCUAAGUAUGUUUAGAGAUUUUUUUUUUUUUUUUUUAACAUAAGACUAAAACUGGUCUUGGAUAAAUGUAUUGUGGCAGCAUGGUGUAGUCUACGACUCAACAUGGUGAGGCACAACAACAUGAAAUACUGCAUCCUUCCCCCAUAUUGAUUGCCAAACAACAUUCCGCCAGAAGAUGAAGGCAUUGAUAUUGCAUUGAGAGGCUUGUACUCUGUGGAAAAGUUUGUUUGCCAGAGGUGAUUUCAAAUGUUAUCUGUGUCCCAACUAAAAAGUACAACAGAGCUGUUGUCAGAAGGUGCUUGUGAGAAUCAGAUUGCUGGGUGCAGUAUGUGAAAUCUUUGCUAUCAACAUGUUAAAAUUACAGAAUACAUUUUUUGUUAUCAUUGGUUAACUAUGAAAGAGGCAAUGGACAGUUUGUCAUUAACUUAACAUAUCCCGACUCAUAAUAAUGUACAAUAUAAGGUUAGAUUAUUGCAGCUUAUUGAGGACUAGAGCAAGUAAACAUACUGAUUACAAAAAAUGCACAGGUUUGAAUAGUACCUUGCAAUAGAUUAUCUUGGUACUCCAAAAGCAAAAUUAUUUUCUUAUGUUAACGUGCACUGUAUAUAUCCUGUCAACCCUGUCCUAACAUUAGAACCACAUCUUCUUCAUAUCAAUAGCCAAUUGUGGUAUUUCGGCAUGUAGUUAGGAUGCUGCCCUUGGCCUCUUCCAGAUGGAAUGUGUGCCAUUCAUUAUUCACAGGGAGAAGACCCAAGGGAAACUCCAGGACCUAGUAGAGGGAUUCUAUAUCUUGAUUAGCCUGGAAAUGUCUGGAAAUUAUCCAGGAAAAUCUGGAAAACGUUGCUGAGAAUAAAGUGGCCUGGUUUAUCCAAGGUGGGAUGUUUCCGCCAUAACCCUUACCAGGAAAAGUCAAUGAUGGUCAUCAUCAACAUCAUUUCACAUAUGUGAUCUUGUGUUGAGAUGAUUUUUUUUUUAUACUGCCAAUGUAGUGUGGAAAUCUUAUUCAUUUUAGUAUCAAGGCAUUGGCAUCAAGAACAAAGUAAAAAAAAAAAAAGUCCUGAUUUGAAUUCAUUUCCUAAAAGUCCCGUUAUUUGUUUUAAAGAUCUGUGCUGGUUAAUUUACUAUACUGACCUUGGACCUCUCUGGUUCUGUGCAUGCUUAACAUUAUUUCUUCUUGUUUUUUUUUUCCUCUCAUAAUUUAUCUAGACUGUAAUUUUUUAAUGUUCAAAUUUGACAUUUCAUUACACUUGGUGAAUUUUGGUUUUCGCUUGGGAUAUGGGUGCAGGCAUUACAGGCAUUUGUGUGUGACAUCAUAUAUUUAAGAACAAGCCCCACAUUCACAUAUUGUCUGACAUUUGUAAAAAGGGAAGGUUAUUUAAAUCAGUACAGUCAAUUUCUAGAGUUUAUUCUAUUCUAAAGAGUUUCAUAAAAUUCUUCAUUCACCAUUCUGUUUUCUGCAUUUUGCAUUACCCAUUCCAGUUUGAAGACAAAUUUAGUUGUUUUAAUUCCAAAUUCUGAUCCAGUCAAGCUACUUUGUCCUUGUUUCACAUCCUGUUUUUUAAUUUUUUUAAUUUUUUUUGUUUUCCACUGAAAUAAAAAAAACAAUCAGUGUUUCUUUUAAAAGAAUAAAUAGAAUGGUUCGAUUAUGUCAGGACAGACCAUUGCCUACCUUGAUCUACUAAAAUGUUUUUCUAGGUUAAUGGCACAAUCCGAAUUUUCAGCCUUAUGGUCUCUUAGAGAAUGUUACAUGUUUCAUGUUUUUAAAGCAGCCCCAUAGCUGUAAAAUAUUACACUACAUACACAAUAUAAUUUGAAACACUUCUAGAAAGUGUUGUCAGCUUAUGUUAUAUAUGCAAAUGUAAGAAUUAAAUGAUUUUGAAAACUAUAAAUGAGAGUUAACAGAUUUCAGCUGUAAUACUCCAUCAGGUGACACACAGGUGAUUAAGAUUAGUGAAAUUUUAGCAGUUUUAGCUUGAAAUCAACUUAAAUUUUUAUUCUUAACUACAUAAUAUCAACUUCAACUGAGUUAAUUUUAAGUCAUGACUUGACAUAUGGCAAUUUUCUUAUACUGUGUUUGUCAUUUCUUACCAUCAUUAUAUGGCCCUGGAGUACUUAUUGAAGUAUAAACAACAAAUACAUGCUGCUUGAAUAGCUAUAAAGGAUAAUUAAAAAUAUUAUUUGGGAAAAAUAGUAUAGAAAUCAGAGAUUUUCCAGAUAUGCACAAUAUUUUAUUAAUAGCAGAUUGUUAAAAUUAUGGCAUACUGUGGAAUUGUGUUUUUUUUACAUUUCUCUAUGAUAUAAAAUCAAAGACUGGAUUUUUAAUAGGAAAAUAUUAACCAUCUGGCAGUUUCAGGAACAUCAUGGUGCUUCCUGGUAGACAGACAAGUUCUUAAUUUUAUGGUGGGAAUGGUUAUUCUCAGCAGGACAAUGUAAGCCACAUUAAAAAUAUGUAACACUACAGUGUAUUUCUCAGAGUAUAACUGCAUGAGCAACUAUAGUUUGAUUUUCUUAUUUUGUGUCAAUUUAAAUGUACUGACUACUUUAAAGUAACAUCUGUUCAAUUGCAAAGAAGAUACUCUUGGAAACAACAAGAAAUUACUCUUGACUUGUUAUCACCAACUGUUUGUGUACAUUUUUGUUGUGGAGCUAAAAACUAAUGCCAAAUUAUUCAUUGACAAAUUUAUUUCUGAUUUCUUAGUCAGUAUCUUCAAUAUUUUUAAGCAGAACUUUUGAAGAAAUAUGUUACCUACUCAUUCAGGUCUACAGUAAAAUAUAUAGUUUGUUUCCUACUUCCAAUCGGUGUAUCUGCUGUGGUCAUAUGGAGGUGCAUUAACUGAAUCAUACUCUUCUCCUCUCCUUUACAGAUGUGGUGUAUAGGUUUGAGAUACGUCCUAGUUAGUUUGAGGUCAACAUAGUUUUUUCAUUCAUGUCCAGGUAGACAUAUGCAAUCAUAUUUAAGAGGCCUUAAACCUUGAUGGUUGUUGCACUUCUAUAUAUAUAUAUAUAUAUAUAUAUAUAUAUAUAUAUAUAUAUAUAUAUUCAAUUUUCUCACAUGUGCACAAUUAAUCAAUUUUUAUUAAUCUGUCUACCAUCAAACAGUCUUGAUAUAAAUAGCUGAUUAAAAAAGGAAAACAAUAGUUAAUGGUUGUAUGUGAUAGACACAUGCUAUAUUUCCGUGUAGUCACAAAACAUUAUUGUCAUUCCCACAAUCUAAUAUUAGCUUAUAAUUAUUUAGCUGUUUCCCAUUUUCUUUAUGCUUAAUAUAAAAUGUUUUGUUGACUUUUUCUAAGACAGUUUUUUUCUGGUAUCAUGCUGGGUACCUUGUGUUUUACCACAAAAAUACAGCAUGCUCCUGAUCAACAGGACUGCCAUAGACAUUUCAUCUCUCAAUUGGUGUACUUGCAAUCUUACAGUACAAAUAAAAGAAUCCCACUACACUUGGAUUUAC
Messenger RNA from Erpetoichthys calabaricus (reedfish), 7190 nucleotides. It is a transcript of the gene usp28, whose product is annotated as ubiquitin specific peptidase 28. NCBI's taxonomy places the organism in Eukaryota, Metazoa, Chordata, Cladistia, Polypteriformes, Polypteridae. Gene Ontology annotation, cellular component: cytosol; nucleus. Gene Ontology annotation, molecular function: cysteine-type endopeptidase activity; protein binding; cysteine-type deubiquitinase activity. The record is from RefSeq and is a predicted model, not a curated record. The transcript has 26 exons. Gene Ontology annotation, biological process: protein deubiquitination; regulation of protein stability; DNA damage checkpoint signaling. Bases 147 to 3578 code for a protein of 1143 amino acids.